Manis pentadactyla (Chinese pangolin) is the source of this 8739-nucleotide messenger RNA. RefSeq names its product PDS5 cohesin associated factor B (gene PDS5B). NCBI's taxonomy places the organism in Eukaryota, Metazoa, Chordata, Mammalia, Pholidota, Manidae. The record is from RefSeq and is a predicted model, not a curated record. The transcript has 20 exons. Gene Ontology annotation, biological process: mitotic sister chromatid cohesion; DNA repair. The coding region runs from base 175 to 2355 and encodes 726 amino acids. Gene Ontology annotation, cellular component: chromatin; nucleus.
CCGAAGAGCGCUUGGCGCCAUUUUGAAGCGGAGAGGAGGAGGCACGGCGGGGCCGGCUGCGGAAGGGGAGGGGGGAGGAGGCGAUUGGAUGCGGCGGCGGCGGCGGAUCCUGGAGAGCCGCGGAGCGAGAGGAGGCUCGAGGCGGACGCCCGGAGGGGUAAAAAUAUUUUCGUCAUGGCUCAUUCAAAGACAAGGACCAAUGAUGGAAAAAUUACUUACCCUCCUGGUGUCAAGGAAAUCUCAGAUAAAAUAUCUAAAGAGGAGAUGGUGAGACGGUUAAAGAUGGUUGUGAAAACUUUCAUGGAUAUGGACCAGGACUCUGAAGAAGAAAAGGAGCUUUAUUUAAACCUAGCUUUACAUCUUGCUUCAGAUUUUUUCCUCAAGCAUCCUGAUAAAGAUGUUCGCUUACUGGUAGCCUGCUGCCUUGCUGAUAUUUUCAGGAUUUAUGCUCCUGAAGCUCCUUACACAUCCCCUGAUAAACUAAAGGAUAUAUUUAUGUUUAUAACAAGGCAGUUGAAGGGGCUGGAGGAUACAAAGAGCCCACAAUUCAAUAGGUAUUUUUAUUUACUUGAGAACAUUGCUUGGGUCAAGUCAUAUAACAUAUGCUUUGAAUUGGAAGAUAGCAAUGAAAUUUUUACGCAAUUAUACAGAACAUUAUUUUCAGUUAUAAACAAUGGCCACAAUCAGAAAGUUCAUAUGCACAUGGUAGACCUCAUGAGUUCUAUUAUUUGUGAAGGUGAUACUGUAUCUCAGGAGCUUUUAGAUACAGUUUUAGUAAACCUGGUACCUGCCCAUAAGAAUUUAAACAAGCAAGCAUAUGAUUUGGCAAAGGCCUUACUGAAGAGGACAGCUCAAGCUAUUGAACCAUAUAUCACCAAUUUUUUUAAUCAGGUUCUGAUGCUUGGGAAAACAUCUAUCAGCGAUUUAUCAGAGCAUGUCUUUGACUUAAUUUUGGAGCUCUACAAUAUUGAUAGUCAUUUGCUGCUCUCAGUUUUACCCCAGCUUGAAUUUAAAUUAAAGAGCAAUGAUAAUGAGGAACGCCUGCAAGUUGUUAAACUACUGGCAAAAAUGUUUGGGGCAAAGGACUCAGAAUUGGCUUCUCAAAACAAACCACUUUGGCAAUGUUACUUGGGCAGGUUUAAUGAUAUCCAUGUACCAAUCCGCCUGGAAUGUGUGAAAUUUGCCAGCCAUUGUCUCAUGAACCAUCCUGAUUUAGCAAAGGACUUAACAGAAUAUCUUAAAGUGAGGUCACAUGACCCUGAGGAAGCUAUUAGACAUGAUGUUAUUGUGUCUAUAGUUACAGCUGCUAAAAAGGAUAUUCUUCUGGUCAAUGAUCACUUACUGAAUUUUGUGAGAGAGAGAACGUUAGACAAACGGUGGAGAGUGCGCAAAGAAGCCAUGAUGGGACUUGCCCAAAUUUAUAAGAAAUAUGCGUUACAGUCAGCAGCUGGAAAAGAUGCUGCAAAACAGAUUUCAUGGAUCAAAGACAAAUUGCUACAUAUAUAUUAUCAAAAUAGUAUUGAUGAUCGAUUGCUUGUUGAACGGAUCUUCGCUCAGUACAUGGUUCCCCACAAUUUGGAAACUACAGAACGGAUGAAGUGUUUAUAUUACUUAUAUGCCACACUGGAUUUAAAUGCUGUGAAAGCAUUGAAUGAAAUGUGGAAAUGUCAAAAUCUGCUCCGACAUCAAGUAAAGGAUUUGCUUGAUUUAAUUAAGCAACCCAAAACAGAUGCCAGUGUCAAGGCCAUAUUUUCAAAAGUGAUGGUUAUUACAAGAAAUUUGCCCGAUCCUGGUAAGGCUCAGGAUUUCAUGAAGAAGUUCACACAGGUGUUAGAAGAUGAUGAGAAAAUAAGAAAACAGUUAGAAGUACUUGUCAGUCCAACAUGCUCCUGCAAGCAGGCUGAAGGUUGUGUGCGUGAAAUAACUAAGAAGUUGGGCAACCCCAAACAGCCUACAAAUCCUUUCCUGGAAAUGAUCAAGUUUCUCUUGGAGAGGAUAGCACCUGUGCACAUAGAUACCGAAUCUAUCAGUGCUCUUAUUAAGCAAGUUAACAAAUCAAUAGAUGGAACAGCAGAUGAUGAAGAUGAGGGUGUUCCAACUGAUCAAGCCAUCAGGGCAGGUCUUGAACUGCUUAAGGUACUUUCAUUUACGCAUCCCAUCUCGUUUCAUUCUGCUGAAACAUUUGAAUCUCUCCUGGCUUGUCUGAAAAUGGACGAUGAAAAAGUAGCAGAAGCUGCACUCCAAAUUUUUAAAAACACAGGAAGCAAAAUUGAAGAGGAUUUCCCACAUAUCAGAUCGAGAACUACGAGAGCAAGGUCGAAAGGUGGACACUUAGAACACUCAAGGGCAUUUUAAAACAUAUGCUGCUUUAAUACGGAACUGAAGUACUUAAAAUCAUUUGAUUUAUAUGCUGAAUAUAUUUAAAAUUCUCUCAUGAGGAGAAUUAACUCAUCUGAUAUUGAAUACCUGCUGUGUGCACACACUGUUCUCGAUGAAGUAACUCAUAGUAUAUGUCUUCCAAGAGAUAAAAUAUGUAUGCAGAUUUUAUGUUUUAAAUUAUUAAAUUGGGUGAGUUGAUUUUGAGGAAAAAUGGUAGAGUUAAAUGAAUGUUUAUUAAAUUAUCUUCCAUUGAAACCAACAAAAUAAAUUAAAAGAAUCAAAAGAAAAAUGUAUCUAAGUAGAAGCUGCAUCAAACUGGGCAUAAUUGGUGCUAGGUAAGCCAUUUAGACUGAAUUAAAGGUGAGAAUAUUGGCAAUUGAUACACAUAUCCCUGAAUCAGGUGUAUAAAGACAUGUAUAGUAAUUUUUCUAUCAUUUAUUAAUUUUGCGGGAGGAGACUGAGGUAUGGGCAGGCUUUGAGAGAAAUAGGGGAAGCCUAAUUUCAGCUGUGGUAAAACUAAAGGAAAGACAUUGUGUCAUAUCAUUUUUCUUUGGGUUGAUCUAUUUUCCUUCACAGGAGGAGCAAAGCUUAGAGGUGAGAUAAGGCUUAGAUAGAAUUGUGAAGCAAAUACCUUACUAUCAACUUUACAAGAACAGAAAAAAUCAUGUGCUCAUCCAAUCAGCAGAAAUGAUAGUGAGCUGUGUGCUCCAUCCUGACUCAUCCUGUCUCUCAGGACUUCAGCUCACUCUAAAGUAGGCACAUGUGCCCAAACAUCUUCAAGCAUAUGAGAGAGUCAUAGUCGAGGUGGGACUGGUUGUCAUCAUUGGAAAAGGUUUAGUAGACUUGUAGAGAAAUUUAGUCCCAACUCCCUCUGCUGUGCUGAUUAUAAUGAAAGCAAGUAUAGCCUGAGUUGGGAGCUUUGAGGUUAAUUAUUUAAAAGAAGUGUCCAACAUUCAGUCGUCAGGGAAACACUAUCUGCAUUUUUGUUUAAAUGAUGGAGCCAUUAAAAAUUUCUCUAAUUAAAAAAUAAAUUAACAAACAUGAAACCUAUGCAAAUAUUUUAGUAUUCAAAAGAUAGCUGAUGAGCACUCUGUGGAAGAAUUGAAUUUUUCUAGGAAAACAGGAAACUUAAGACAGUUCUAAAUUGCUAAAAAGGUUAAACAGUAAAUGACAUCUGAAAAAGAAAAAAUAACGAUAUAUAAACAGGGAUAUGGCAGAGCUAAGGAUAUAAAGGAGAGUAGAAACAUUUGUAUUACAGAAUAUAAUUUAUUACAAGCUACAAGGAGCUAAACAAUAUAGAAAAUGCAAUCAGUAAGGUAGAGAUUGAACUUGAAGAAAUUGCAGAGAAUGCAGAGUUAAUAGGCAAAGAAAUGAAGGCAGUUGAAGAGAUUCAAUUGCAGAUAGUAAAAAGCUAUAAUUGGAUUCUGUGGAGAAGACAAUAGAAUAAUGGGAGUGGAAAAUAUUUAAAAAAAUAAUAGUAAACUUUAGAUGAAUGAAAUGAAAACGUGAAUCUGGAGAUCAGGAGGACUUAUGUUUUAGGAAAGUAUCCUGAUGGAAUUCACUGAAUUUUCAGGGAUUACAGAAAUGAUUUCAUGAACAUGAAGGGGGAAAAAAAUAAAGGAAGUAGGUUGUGUACAACAGAAAAGUAAGGAGGCCGACUUACUUUUCAACCAUGUAAGAUUUUCGAAGUUUAUGAUUCAACAGCUAGAGAGUUCUGAUAGAUAAAAAGGAUGUAACAAGAAUUUCCUAACCAGCCAAGUUGUGUGUAAGGGCUAGUGAAGGAUAGUCUUUACAUAAAGGAUUUAGGAAAUGUAUUAUCCCUUGUUUAUUAUGAAGUCACUUUAUCUACCAAGUUGUAUGCUUUUUCCCUUUGCAUUUGGUUUUUAUUUAUGCUCCUAAAUUCAACUUUAUUUUCUUGUUGUUUGCAUGUCACUGGUUUGUCUUUUCUUACCAUUUUAUUCUCAGUAUUUAAGUUUUAGAUGGUACUAUAUCUGUGUUCUACAUAUUUGAAAACCUGGGUUUUUUUUUUAAAAGAUGAUAAAAAUAAGCAAAAUUGGCUCAAGAAGGAAGAAAAAAAAACCUAAUAGGCUAUAAAUUAUAUAAAAGAAGUUGAGAAAAUGACCCUUUAAUGAAGUAAAAGUUACGUGUUAAAGGAAAUACUUCAAAUCUACAAAAAUCCAGGAAUUCUAAUUCUUUUUAAUUGUUCUGAGUAUAGGAGGAAAAAAAGCAUCCAGUUUACUUGUAAAACCAAGAUAGCUACCAGGAACGCUAAAACCUGAUAAAAGAUCCCCUCCAGAGAAAAUGAGGACAAAUUUUAUUAAUACUGAUGCAAAAAUUAUAAAUAAAAUAUUAGCAAAGAGAGUUUAGUACAGUAAAACAGUAAUAUACUGUCACCAAAUAUAGUUAAUUUCAGGGCUACGAAGAAGGGUUAAUUAGUAAGCCUAAUGUUUGGUUUACAAUUCAUUACAUGAGUGAGUAAAAGGGAAAGGACACACAAUAGAUCAUUUUGAUAGAUGCUAAAAGUGCUUCUGAAAAAAAAAAAUCAGUGUAUGUGUAAUUAAGCCCAUUAAAAUAGGAUUAAAUGACUUCAUAACAUAAUAAAUAUCUCUCAAGCCAAUAGGCACCAUCAUGUAGUAAAAUACUAGAAGAAUUCCCAGGAAAAUCUGGACCCAGAGGAGAAAAUAUACUUCCUCUGCCAGGAUUUAACAUUAUUUUGGAAGCAUGAGCCAAUACAAUUACAAAAAUAAAAGGUACAUGUGCUGGAAAGGAGGAAGCAAAGUUGUGUGAACUGGAAAAUCCAAGAGAUUCAACUUAAAAACUACUAAAAUCAAGAUAGACCAAAAUAAGUGUGUAAAAAUUCAAAGCUUUCCUUACAUACCAUUAAUAAUCAUUUAGAAAAAAUUGUAGGAGUAAAAACCAGGAGACCCAGAAGUAGACAAGGAAUUUGUAACCCUGUAAUUGCAAAUGGAGGAGUAUAAUAAUAUUUAACAAAGUAAAUUAAUCAGGAAAGUUAGAUUAUCCAGUGAAUAACUAGCAAGCUGUUUUGAAAAGAAAAAUUAACAGACUGCUUAUCUCAGUUUUUACAUAUAUUCCAGAUGAGCUAAAUAUAAGUUCUCUAUCUAAAAUUUUAAAUAUUUAAAAGGAAUUAAUGAAAGAAUUAGUAACUAGUACAUUUCUUUAACUUCUUUUUUUGUGGGGGAAGGGACACUAGUGCCAAGUCAUAAAUGAAAUAUUGAUGGCAGGGAUUUAAAAAAUCCAUUUGUUGAAAAAAUAUUUAUAGAGCUGUACUGUAUGUAAGAUACUGAGGAUGUUGAAAUGAACAAGACAAGUCUCUGUCCUUACAUUUUAGUGAGGGGAAAUAGUGUUUAGACAAAAGCAAAAAUCAUGAAGUUGGAAACAAAAAUGUUAUGCUGGGAGACUAUUCUCAAUAAAUAUGAUUUCAGUAUUCAUUUGAUAUUAAUAUAUAUAAAAAAUCUGUAACAAUGGACCCUGGAAUACUAGCAAAAGGAUUGAACAGAAUAUUCACAAACAGCCCCCCAAAUCAAGAAAAGACAUGGAUGCCUGUUGAUAGUACUCUAGGAAAAUACAAAUAAAAAUAUUCAUGUGCCAUGAGCAGUGGGAGCUAGCAUUCCAAAGGUCCUCUCCUGGAGUACGAAUCGAUGCAGCUUUGCUGGGAUAGUAAUAUGAUAAUACAGUUUAAAAUGUGGAUCGUCUUCAGCACUGCAGUUUCUCACUCACAGAAACUUAACCUGGAGAUAAUUAGAAAAGAUGUCUAACAACUAUAUGGUUCAGGGAUCAAGCAGAGAAACAGAAACCAUACUAGAUAUUCUAAACAUAAAUUAAUCAAUCCAGGUGUUUGAAGGAUGAAAGGGCAACAAAGGUGCUUUGGUAACCCGGAGAUUAUGAAUUACUGGAAACAGCUAUAACCCUUUGGGCUGGUGGAACAACUGGGAAGAUGUGCUAAGAACUGCUCAACCUGGGAAAGAGGCCCGUCUGCCUCAGCCACCUGUCGAAGAGGGGGUGGGCUGGCUGUUGGCGCGAGGCGGUGAAGCUCGGGAAUAGAGUACCUGGAGCCACUCUACUGUCACUUACAAAAAGAACCUCACAGGAAGCCAGGUCUUGAGGGAGUCCAGAAAAUGUAAUUUGAGAUUUACAGCUCCAGCAUCUCGGAGCAGGUUAUAGAAUAGAUUUAAAGCUCAGAGACAGUAGGUGAAUAACUAGCAGAGGAAUGUUCAUGGUUUUGUUGUUAAGGUCUAAAAAAAUAAAAAUAAAAAGACCGUCUAAACACUCAUGUAGAAUGGUUAGAUUAGUUGUGGUAUAAGCUACCUACUGAAGUGCUCUUUAAAAGUGACCAUUAAAAAGACUAGUGUUUAGCAAUACUUGACGUAGGAGAUUGUCAUCCACAUUGUUGAGCGAAGAAGUGUUUCUAAAUAUUAUGUUAUACCCUCAUCUGUUUGAGAUACACACACACAAAUACGCAUGUAUAGACGAAUCUUAGAAGUAUGUUCACCAUAAUGUUAAUUGUUUCAGAGUAGUGGAAUUUUGAGUUUUUUCUUGAGUGUUUUUAAUAAAUAUAUUUUUUCAGCUUUGUAUUUUCUGCAUGUGUAUGGUUAUUACAGGGGAAAAAACGAAUAUGAAAGAAAAUCAAGUUAAUGAGGGAAUAAAUGAUUCUUCUUAAUAGAAACUUACUUAAACAAAAAGUCAGUAGCUGCUUCAUUUACAUCUCACUAAUAUCUGAGACUGCUUUCUACCUCAAAUUCUUGAAAUUGUUAUUUUUUCUUCUUUGUUUAUUGUUUUUGGCUUAUAUCCAUUUUCUGUCUAAAUGAAUAUGUAAAAAGCAUUUGGAUGAGCUUAAAAUUUCUCAUGCUAUUUUAAGAAAUUCCAACCAAAGUUGCUUUUUACUUGUGUAUAACCUGUAAUUUUUUCUCUUGUGUACUAAAAAAAGAUACUAUGGAUAUUUGUAGUGUAAAGUCUGAUUUAUGAGAGGAUAGAUCUUAUCUGGGGAGGUUAGUUAUGUAAGUAACCAGAAAUAAUUUUUCAUUUCACAAAGAAGCCACAAACCAUAGGCUGAAAGGAUAGCAUUUUGGUGAGACUCUUAAUUGCUAUUUUUAUACAUUUUAUUAUUGAAAAUGUCAAACAUGUAUAGAAGUGCAUAGGAUAUUAUAAUGAACUCCCAUGUGUCCACCAACCAGCUUAUAUAUGAAUAACUUAUAGUUAGUUGUGUUUACAGUUCUACCUAUUCCUCCUUUUGCCCUUGUAUUUGAAAGCAAAUCUCAGACUCUUAUAUCAUUUCAUCUAUACAUCUAAAUAUCUCUACAAGAUAAGAACUCUUAAAAAAUAAUCAUAACACCUUUAUCAUAGACACAGUUAACAAUAAUUGAUUAAUGUUAAUAAUAUCCACUAAAUUUUCUCAAAAAUGUAGUAAUUUUUUUGGAACACCUUUUUUUUUUUUUUUUUUUUGGAGUCAGGAUCCAAGUAAGUUUUCCACAUUAUUACUGGUUUGUGUAUCUGGGUCCCGUGUCUCUUUUAGGCUCCUCCUCCAGUUCUCUUUCUCUCAUUGUGUUUGAAAAGAAACCAGGUUGUUUCUCCUGCAGAGUUUAAUGUAGACUGUUUUGCUAAUUGUAUGCCUUCGGCAUAUUUCAGUGGGUUCCUGUGAAGUGAUAGUGAAUCCAGAAGCCUGAUUGGAUUCUGUUUCAACUUUGUUGUUAGAGGGUCACUUUAUAGCUGAUGGUACGCUCCUCUAUCAGGAGGCACAUAUUGUUUCUCUUUUUAUGAUCUUAGCAGCUGAUGACCUAAUCAGUGGUGAUGUUGUUUUUCUUUCAUCACUUGUUAGCUGAAUAUAAAGAGGGACUUUACAUCUUUUCUUUGAUUCCCCAGUAUUCCAUUUAUUCAGGAAAGGGAGGUUAAAUGUUCAUGUUAUUGAAGAGUGUUCAGAAUAAAGAGUGAGUUUACUAGUAUCUUACAGUUGCGAUCAAUUAACUGUUGUUGUCUUUCUAAAAUACACUUAUCAACUUGUGGAUUUACAGGGAUUUGUGUUUCUGUCAGUCGGCAGUGAUCACUCUCAUUGGUGUACAGAUUGUCCCUUCUGUACCGGGAGCAGAUUCCAGUUGACCGCUCAGUCCUUUUGAACAAGUCUGCUAAUCUUUGUUAAUUUCUUUGCAUCUGGCUUGAAAAAGUGUUCCAGGCCCAUCUUGUACAUGUCCUGCCCCAGACUUGGAAUCAGCCAUUUCUUUAAGGAGCCCCUCUUCCUUUUAAUGGGAAUGGUUUUAGGAAAUCAGAAUGUGAGUCCUGUGAGUACUAAUUGUCAAUGUGUGGGUCAUUUUUCUAGGGUAAUUGAGUAGACACAGCUGAAAAAAAAGA